AUGUGGUCCGGAGAGAACCAAGGCUCGGAGUUUUCCGUUUCGUCCUUCGGCAUAUCGGUGCCGCAGCUGGUCCAGGGUUCGCCUCAGCUGCUGCCGCGCGAUGCGCCCGGCUCGCGCAGCGACCACGACGCGCACUGCGGCAUGCUCGGCUUCUACCCGGCCUUCCUGCAGAGCUACCGCACGCCCCGGUGCUACCUCAUUUUCCUCUGCAUGCUCGGCAUGACGCAGGGCUUCGUCGUCAACGGCCUCGUCUCCGUGGUGACGCCCACCAUCGAGAAGCGCUUCCAGCUGCUCGGAAUCGAAGCCGGGAUGAUCCAGAGCAUGUUCAACCUGGCGUCGUGCAUCAUGAUAACGCCAGUGAGCUACCACGGGGGCGUCGGCCACAAGCCGGUCAUAAUGGGCAUCGGCGCACUCGUCGUGUCCGCCGGCUCGAUGGUGUUCGCCUCCCCGCACUUCCUGGCGCCGCAGUACAUGGUGCUGGACAGCGGCGCCGCCGACGUGUGCCCACAGCGAGGUCCGGGACAGUGCGAAUCCUCGGCAUCGUACGGCGCCGCCAAUGCCAACGUCUUCAAGUACUUCUUCAUGGUAGGGCAUGCGCUGCAUGGCGUCGGCUCGUCGCCAUUCUUCACCCUUGGCGUGGCUUACUUGGACCAAAACACACCAUCAGCCAGCGCAUCUAUCUACAUGGGUAUUUUUUAUGCCACAUCCGUCCUGGGUCCCGCCAUGGGCUUCCUCCUAGGCGGGUACUUCCUUUCAAUGUACACGGACAUAACCGCCGAUUCCUCAAAGCUAGGCAUGGACUCUUCAAGUAACAACUGGGUGGGCGCUUGGUGGCUUGGCUUCUUCGGUGCCUCCAUUGUCGCUUUCUUCACUGCCUUUCCCAUCGCCAGCUUUCCAAGGGCGCUACCGACUGCCAUAGAGCGGGCGAAAGAUCUGUCGAGGCUGCAAAAGGAGAAGCGGAUGCAAUCCCUGAAGCAAGCGCCGAGCGUAGCCAAUGUGCAAGCUGCGACGGACGCCCAGGCUACACCGAGUUCGCAGGCUGCGCCAGAUGCCCAGGCUACUCCGGGAACCCAGGCUACUCCGGGCACCCAGGCUACUCCGGGCACCCAGGCUACUCCGGGCUACUCCCGGCACCCAGGCUACGCCUGUUUCUAA
Dermacentor silvarum is the source of this 1155-nucleotide messenger RNA. RefSeq names its product solute carrier organic anion transporter family member 4A1-like. NCBI's taxonomy places the organism in Eukaryota, Metazoa, Arthropoda, Arachnida, Ixodida, Ixodidae. The record is from RefSeq and is a predicted model, not a curated record. Gene Ontology annotation, cellular component: membrane. Bases 1 to 1155 code for a protein of 384 amino acids. Gene Ontology annotation, biological process: sodium-independent organic anion transport; transmembrane transport. The transcript has 7 exons.